Rubroshorea leprosula is the source of this 995-nucleotide messenger RNA. NCBI's taxonomy places the organism in Eukaryota, Viridiplantae, Streptophyta, Magnoliopsida, Malvales, Dipterocarpaceae. The record is from the annotation of a GenBank genome assembly.
CCCCCGCCGCAUCUCCCUCCCUUCGUCGAGCCUUUCCUUUAAUGGUUGGGGGAAGCAUUCCCUUAUCUUAACUUGGCGGGCAUUCUUUCCAGUCUUAUUCAAAUAGGGGGAUGGGUUUGGUUUGAACUUUUAACAUAGGCUCAAACAUGAUUUGAAGGUCCUACUAGGAAACAGCCGGAAACUCGAGAGGGUCACCUUUGGAAGCGUUCGCCAGUAACCAAAGCGUCACUCCUUCCUUUUGAUUAUGUCGUGACGCUGACUGAAUCCAAUCCAUAACCCCGGAAACGAAACAAAGUUCGUUCCCUUUCGUCAAGUAGGCAUACGAACCACUUACUUUUGCUUUGCCUUAUACUCUAUUAGAAUAAAGCAAAGAAAGAGGCGGAAUGGAGAAAGGAAAGGGACAAGGGCGGUCUUGCUUGGCGCGAAGGCUGCUGGUUUGGGGGUAGGGUACGGUACUAAAGGUCCUCGGACUUCCUUGCGGUUUUUUUUUGGCAGCUGUUCACCGUUGGAUCUCGCCAAUACAGCCCCCUAUAGUUUUCGUUACCGAGAUAUCUUUUUUUUUCAUUGUUCCCAGGGAUUUUUUGGGUAAUCUGCUCCCAUGCUGCAAACAGUCAAAUCUGAACUAAACCUUGUCGCUCUUCUUUCUUUCCUCGCGGGCAGGAAGCACACCAGCAGCGUGCGUUGCGUGAUUCUACUGUGUUUUUUGCACUUGACUGGGUGGACAGUUGACCGGAAGAGAACUUCGAUUCGCCCGGCCAGCAGGCGGGCGGCGUGCUUAUCUUGUGUGACAACACUACAGAGCGAGUGGCUCUUCUAGGCGGGCAGCUGUGUGACAACACUACAGAGAAAGCGGCGCUUUCGUUUAACAUGCUAUGGUCUCAAUGCCCUUACGAGGUAGUGAUGAGUUUCACGUGCUCUAAGCCCGGCCCGCGCGCGGUUAGGAAGAUUGGCCGCAAUCUGAGCGGUACCACCCACCCUACCCUACCACCUAUAGG